Rhodotorula toruloides NP11 is the source of this 7107-nucleotide messenger RNA. RefSeq names its product FKBP12-rapamycin complex-associated protein. NCBI's taxonomy places the organism in Eukaryota, Fungi, Basidiomycota, Microbotryomycetes, Sporidiobolales, Sporidiobolaceae. The coding region runs from base 1 to 7107 and encodes 2368 amino acids. The record is from RefSeq and is a predicted model, not a curated record. The transcript has 23 exons. Gene Ontology annotation, biological process: protein phosphorylation; negative regulation of macroautophagy; TOR signaling. Gene Ontology annotation, cellular component: nucleus; TORC1 complex; TORC2 complex. Gene Ontology annotation, molecular function: protein serine/threonine kinase activity; protein-containing complex binding; protein binding.
AUGGCCGUCGGAGGCGGGACCCUCGCCGUUGGGUCUGUCGCGCUCGCAGACCGCCCGUUGGAUGCGAUCAUGUAUGAUAUGCGGAGCAAGGUGGAGGAGAUACGCUUGCGAGCAGCCAACGAGCUGUCCAGCUAUGUCCUCGCAAGCUCGCGCACGCUGUCCGCAGAAGCUUUCAACAAGGUCUACGGCGAGAUUCACACCCGAUGUUUCGCCCUGGUCAACUCGCCCGACCUCCAGGACAAGCUGGCAGGAAUCACUGCAAUCGACAAGCUCGUCGAUGUCCUCGGAAACGACAUGUCCAGGGCGAUCAGGCUGGCGGCAUCUGUCCAGCGCGCCUUUCCUUGUCCCGACCCGCUUGUCAUGACGAUGGCUGCCAAGGUCUUCGCUCGACUUGCGGCUCAGGGAGGAUCACAGAUGGCGGAGCAUGUUGACAUCCAGGUCAAGAGCUGUAUCGAAUGGCUUCAAGGCGAACGGAUCGAAGCUCGUCGCUACGCUGCCGUCCUCGUCCUCCGCGAGCUGACCCGCUCGGCGCCUGGACUCGUCUACGACAACGUCCCUGACCUGCUUGACAACCUGUGGACUGCGUUGCGGGAUCCGAAGGUCGCAAUCCGAGAAGCGGCAGCAGGGGCCCUUGCCGGCUGUCUCCUGAUCGUCACGCAACGAGACGGGCAGUACCGGGCAGACAUGUUCGGCAUGGUUUACGAGCAGGCGCAGCGAGGCUUCAAGCUCAACACGGCAGAGGCGAUCCAUGGAUCUUUGCUCGGCUACAAGGAGCUCUUCCUCGAGGGCAAGAUGUUCAUGCACGAGCGCUACACGGAAGUCUGCGACCAAAUCUUGUCGUUCAAGGACCACCGCGACCCGCUCGUUCGCCGCGCGGUUGUCGAGCUCAUCCCGACUCUCGCGUCUUACAACCACGCCGACUUCGCAAACCUGUACCUGCACAAGACGAUGCUCUACCUCCUCGGCCAGCUCCGGAACAACCGGGACCGGACAACCUCUUUCCACGCCAUCGGUCACGUCGCGAUGCAGGUCAAGUCGGCGAUGGCGCCGUACCUUGACCCUAUUCUCGCUAGUGUCAAGGAGGGGCUGCAGCAGCGCGGCAAGAAGGGAGCGCCGUCCGAGGAGGCGAUCUUCCAGUGUAUCGGCAUGCUCGCGCAGUCUGUCGGGCAGGCUCUCACCAAGCACAUGCACGAGCUGCUCGACCUGAUGUUUGCCUACGGUCUCUCGCCUGCGCUCGAGACUGCCUUGACGCAGCUUGGCCGGGACAUUCCGCCUCUCCUGCCCGAAAUUCAGGAACGCGUACUCAAUCUCGUCUCGCAAAUUCUCGCGAACGAGCCGUUCAUCCAGGCCGGUGCGCCUCGACGGUUCCACCGCCACGACUAUCCGAUGCCGACGCCUGAACACCGCGACGAGAACCAGGUCAUUCUCGCCCUCGAAGUACUCGGCUCGUUCAACUUCAAGGGCGUCUUCCAGGUCAACCGGGCGGCCCCGCCGGCGGAACUUGGCGACGAGCACAGUCUAGGCGAGUUCGUCCGGGAUCACGUCGCACGCUACGUUGAGGACGACAAUCCCGACAUCCGAAGAGCUGCCGCCCUCUCAUGCUGCGGCGUCCUCGCAAACGACCCCGUUGUCGGCCAGACGAGCAACAACGCCAUCCGGCUCGUCAACGAAGUCCUCGAGAAGCUGCUCACGCUCGCCAUUGCCGACCCGGACCCGACCAUCCGCCAACUCACCAUCUCGCACCUCGACCCGAAAUUCGAUCGGCACCUUGCGCAGGCAGAGUGCGUGCGCUCGCUCUUCAUCGCCUUGAACGACGAAGUCUACGCGAUCCGCGAGGUCGCGAUCAAGAUUAUCGGCCGCUUGGCGAGCAUCAACCCGGCCUACGUCAUGCCGUCGUUGCGGAAGACCCUCAUCCAGCUUCUCACCGAACUCGAGUACUCGACCUCGUCGCGGAGCAAGGAAGAGGCCUCGACGUUGCUCGGCCUGCUUGUCGGCGCCUCGCAGCGCCUUACCCGCCCCUACGUCGUGCCGAUGCUCAACGUCCUCCUGCCAAAGUCGCGGGACAACUCGCCAGCGGUCGCCGCCAGCAUCAUGACGACGCUCGGCGAACUUGCGCGAGUCGGCGGCGAGGACCUCACCAUCCAGCUCGAGCCCCUCAUGACCCUCAUCCUCGACACGCUGCACGACCAGGCGUCGGCGCCGAAGCGGGAGUCGGCAUUGCGGACCCUCGGCCAGCUGAGCUCGUACUCGGGCUACGUGAUCGAGCCGUACCUCGACCACCCGAGCUUGCUCGGCCUGCUCAUCGGCCUGCUCAAGACGGAGCCCGGCCAGCACACUCGUCGCGAGAUCAUCCGCGUCAUGGGCACGCUCGGCGCCAUCGAUCCGUACCGGCACAUCGUCAUCGAGGGCAUCUCCAACGAUGCCUACGUCGAGGCGUUCAACCCGACGGACCCGACCCAUCCGUCCAACAUCGGCCCACAGCAUGACGAGUACUACCCGACGAUCGCCUUCAACGCCUUGCUCGUCGUCUUCAACGACCCGUCCCUCAGCGAGCAUCACACGGCCGUCGUUGAUGCGAUCAUGUACAUCUUCCGUUCGCUCCGGCUCAAGGUUGUCACCUUCCUGCCGCAGGUCCUGCCCGCCUUCCUCAACGUCAUGCGGAGCUGCCCCGUCGGCCUUCAAGAGUACUACUUUCAGAACCUCGGCCAGCUCAUCUCGAUGGUCAAGCAGCACGUCCGCAACCACCUCGGCCCGAUCAUCACGACCAUUCGCGACUUCUGGACGACGACGCCGAACCCGGGCUUGCAGAUCAUCAUCGUGGACGUGAUCCAGUCGAUCGCGCUCGCUCUCGACGCCGAGUUCAAGGCGUACCUGCCGAGCCUCUUGCCGCUUCUCCUGCAGGCGUUCGACCAUAACCUCAACUUUGGCGAGCUACGGCGGCAGAACACGCUCAUCCGCGUCCUCCACGCUUUCAGCAUCUUCGGCUCGAGCCUCGAGGAGUACCUCCACCUUGUCAUCCCGGCCAUCGUCCGCACCUUCGAGCAGCCGGAUGUACCAUCUCUGCUGCGCAAGCAGGCGAUGCAGACCAUCACGCAGCUCUCGCGCAAGCUCAACUUUGCCGACCACGCCUCAAGUAUCGUGCACCCAAUUGCUCGUGUCCUCGCGUCGCCGGCAACGCCGUCUGACCUCCGCAACGUCGCCAUGGACGCCCUGUGCGCGCACAUGCUGCAGAUGGGGCCCGACUAUGUCCUUUUCGCCGGCCUCGUCAACAAGGCUCUCGUCCGAAAUCGCAUCGUCCACCAGCAGUACGACCAACUCGUCUCGAAGCUGCUCAAGGGCGAGCCUCUCCCACAAGACCUCUCUUUUGGCGACCCGGUCAUCAUGCCGAGCAACGAGGCGACGGUUGCAGCGGAUGCCGGCGUCAGCAAGUUGCCAGUCAACCAGGUCGCCCUCAAGAGCGCCUGGGAGCCUGUCGACCGAGCCAAACCGGACGACUGGCGCGAGUGGCUCAAGCGGCUGAGUGUCCAGCUGCUCAAGUCGUCGCCGUCGCACACUCUUCGAGCAUGCGCCAACCUCGCCGAGGUCUACCCGCCGCUCGCCCGCGACCUUUUCAACGCCGCCUUCGUUUCCUGCUGGACCGAGCUGUACGACCAGUACCAGGAGGAGCUCGUCCGAGCCAUGUCGACCGCCCUCGCAUCGCCGACUCUGCCGCCCGAGAUCACGCAGACACUCCUCAACCUCGCCGAGUUCAUGGAGCAUGACGACAAGCUCCUGCCGAUCCCGAUCGCAACCCUCGGCGGCUAUGCCCUCAAGUGUCGAGCGUACGCCAAGGCGCUGCACUACAAGGAGCUCGAGGUCCUCCAGGACCCGUCGGUGCAGACGAUCGAAGAGCUCAUCCGGAUCAACAACUCCCUCCAGCAACCCGACGUCUCGAUCGGCAUCCUCACGCAUGCGCACCAGGUCCACAACCUCGAGCUUAAGGAGGAGUGGUACAUCGAGCUCGAGCGGUGGGAGGACGCGCUCGCCGCUUUCGAACGCAAAGCGCAGGAGCAGCCCGACUCGUUCGACGUCACGCUCGGCCGCAUGCGCUGCUUGCACGCACUCGGAGAGUGGGACUCGCUCGCCGGUCUCGCGCAGCAGCACUGGACGCGCGCCUCGCAUGAACAGCGUCGCAAGAUCGCCCCGCUCGCCGCCGCCGCCUCGUGGGGUCUCGCGCAGUGGGAGUCGAUGGAUGCCUACAUCUCGGUCCUCAAGCACGACUCGGCCGACCGGGCGUGGUUCCGCUCGAUUCUGUCGAUCCACCGCGGCCAGUUCCACAAGGCGCAGAGCCAGAUCAACAAGGCGCGCGACUUGCUCGACACGGAGCUCACGACUCUCGUUGGCGAGUCCUACAACCGAGCGUACGACGCCGUCGUCCGGAUCCAGAUGCUUUCCGAGCUCGAGGAGAUCAUCUCGUACAAGGAGGCGACCGCGGUCGGCAACAACGAGCGACGAGCCGUCAUCCAGAAGACCUGGAUGAAGCGUCUCAAGGGCUGCAAGCGGGACGUCGACGUCUGGCAGCGCAUCCUCAAGGUCCGCGCUCUCGUCGUCACGCCGCGCGAGAACACCGAGAUGUGGGUCAAGUUUGCCAAUCUCUGCCGCAAGUCAGGCCGCCUGGGGCUCGCCGAGAAGACCCUCAACUCGCUUCUCGGCGACGACCAGGCCACGAUGGGCGGGCCGGCGAUGUCAGGACCGCCGCAGGUCAUCUACGCCCACCUCAAGUACCAGUGGGCGACUGGCGCGCGCGAAGAGACGCUCGCUUUCCUGCGCGACUUUACUGCCAAGCUCUCGACCGACCUCGGCAUCCACCCCGACGGCGAGCAAACCGCCAACGCGGAGGUGGUCAACUCGGGGCGAAAAGCCGAGUACACCCGCCUCCUCGCUCGCUGUCACUACAAGCUCGGCGAGUGGCAGAGCGCGAUGCAAGAAGACUGGGGUUCCGAAAUCAUCCCCGACAUCCUCCGCUCUUACCUGCUUGCGACGAGUCUCGACCCGACAUGGUACAAGGCCUGGCACGCGUGGGCCCUCGCCAACUCGGAAGUCGUCGCGCACUUUGCCAGAUCGCAAGGCGAGCAGGAUCCGACUCGGCCUGGGGCUUACUCGGUGCAUCUUGUGCCUGCCGUCCAAGCCUUCUUCCGCUCGAUUGCCCUCUCGCCUGAUAGCUCAUUGCAAGAUACGCUCCGCCUCCUGACUCUCUGGUUCAAAUACGGCCACGUCAACGAGGUGUCCAACACGAUCAUGGAAGGAUUCCGGUCCGUCUCGGUCGACACCUGGCUUGAGGUCAUCCCGCAGCUCAUCGCCCGCAUUCACGCUCCCGAUCCAAGCGUGCGCAAGCUCAUUCAGCACGUCCUGACGGACGUCGGCAAGGCGCACCCUCAAGCGCUCGUCUAUCCGCUCACGGUCGCCUCCAAGUACCCGAGCGAGACGCGGCGACGAGCGGCGCUGUCGAUCAUGAACAAGAUGCGCGACCACAGCGCGUCGCUGGUCGAGCAGGCCGUCCUCGUCAGUCAAGAGCUAAUCCGCGUCGCCAUCCUUUGGCACGAGCUGUGGCACGAGGGUCUCGAGGAAGCGUCGCGCCUCUUCUACGGCGACCACAACAUCGACGCCAUGUUUGCGACCCUCGAACCACUGCACGACAUGCUCGAGAAGGGUCCGGAAACGCUGCGCGAGAUCUCCUUCGCGCAAACAUUCGGUCGCGAUCUCGCCGACGCUCGCGAAUCGUGCAGGCGAUACCGCCAGUACGGCCAGAUCGAGGACCUCAACCACGCGUGGGACCUGUACUACCAGGUCUUCCGCAAGAUCAACAAGAACCUCCCCACGCUCACUCUGCUCGAGCUGCAGUACGUCUCGCCCAAGCUGCUCAACGCCAAAGACCUCGACCUUGCCGUUCCCGGUACCUACGUCGCCGGAAAGCGCAUCAUCCGCAUUGCCAGCUUCGGCGCCAACCUCGAGGUCUUUACCUCGAAGCAACGGCCGCGCAAGCUUCGCGUGUUCGGCAGCGACGGCAUCGAGUACAAUUUCUUGCUCAAGGGCCACGAGGAUCUUCGUCAAGACGAGCGAGUCAUGCAGCUCUUCGGCCUCGUCAACACGCUCCUCCAGAAGGAUCCGGAGACGUUCAAGCGCCAUCUCACGAUCGUCAAGUACCCCGUCAUCCCGCUCUCGCCGAACUCGGGUCUCCUCGGCUGGGUCAACAACACAGACACCCUCCACGUUCUGAUCAAGAACUACCGCGACUCGCGCAAGAUCCUCCUCAACAUCGAGCAUCGCUUGAUUCUUCAGGCGCGUCUGGCCAUGGCGCCCGACUUUGACCACCUCAUGCAGAUGCACAAGCUCGAGGUGUUCGAGUACGCCCUGGACAACACGACCGGCCAAGACUUUUACCGCGUGCUCUGGCUCAAGAGUCGCAAUUCGGAGGCGUGGCUCGACCGGCGAAGCAACUACUGCCGGACGCUCGCCGUCAUGUCGAUGGUCGGGCACAUCCUCGGUCUCGGCGACCGGCAUCCGUCGAACUUGCUCAUGGACCGCGUCACCGGCAAGAUCAUCCACGUCGACUUUGGCGACUGCUUCGAGGUCGCGAUGCAGCGAGAGAAACACCCGGAGAAGGUACCGUUCCGUCUCACGCGCAUGCUCACAUCGGCGAUGGAGGUGUCCGGCAUCGAGGGGACCUUCAAGAUCACCUGCCAGCACACGAUGCGCGUCCUUCGCGAGAACAAGGAGUCGAUCCUCGCCGUGCUCGAAGCGUUCGUCCACGACCCGCUCAUCAAUUGGAGGCUCGUCCAAGGCGGGCGGCAAGUCGGGAACAACGCCGGACGCGGCGGCGAGAACGCGCCGGCAGGUGCGCGACGACCGCGCGGAGACGAGACCAACAUUCAUGACGACGGCGCAGUUGGCCAGAUCAACACUCGAGCCGUGCAGGUCAUCGAGCGCGUCCAGCAGAAGUUGACAGGCCGCGACUUCAAGCCGACGGUCUCCCUUUCGACCGAGCAGCAGGUCGACCGCCUCAUCGACAUGGCCACCAAGCUCGAGCACCUCAGCCUCAUGUUCAUCGGGUGGUGCGCUUUUUGGUGA